GGGGGGUGCACCCCAAUGGGAGCGUUUGUCACUGGGCGUUGAUAAUGGAACAUUCAGCUAGGAAGCGUAUCACCUAGCGGGGCUGUGUCGGUGUCUGUGAUUUGCCGGCCUGUACCUGUUCGCUUAUCGUCGCUGAUAUCGGAAUCGUUGGUUCGAUUAGGGCAGAGAUAGUGGGGUGAAGAGGAGAGGUUAAUACCCGUACACUAAAACACAUCGGAAUACAGCUGGUCUGGCCCGUGGGCACGCAUAAACACUGGACCCAGUACCAGAGGGAACCUCCUGAAAUGGUGUUUUUUUUAAGAUUUAAAUCUUCUUUUUAAUAAGCGUGCCUAACGCAUCGUAACGCACCGUAACGCAUCUUGAUUUUGACAGUCAAUCACACAGUUUUGACAGAAGGGUUUGUUUUGAUUUCGCUAUUUUCCGUUUGAUGAGAGUCUUUUUGAGGCAAAUUCACUUGCCCCAAGCUCCCCCUCUCCUACCCUUCUGAGUGGGAGUCCUUCUGUAGUCAUUGCCGAAUUUUUACAGGAUUUUUGCCUCCGCACUCCACCGCAAGAUACGGUUUCACAUGUACACACACACACAUGCACACACGAUCGCGCGCGCUCUCGCCACAGUGUCAAUGAACUCCCGCUCAGCAUGUCGCGCCGGUGGGUUGUUCGCGCAAACACGCGGUACGCCUUCGCUCGCCUUACCCAAAAAUUUGCUCCCAACUUUUUACACUAACCACCACCACCGCCGUUCCUCCUGUCUCGCAUCGAGUCACGCACUGUCUCCGUUUCUCUGUUUUCUCUUCCUCUCUCUCUCUCGCUCUCGCCUUCUCUUUACUGUUGUUCCUUCGUUGUUGGGUUUGGGUGAUCCUCGGCGGCCUGGAUCCUAGCAGCCUGCCAGCUCUGAUGUUCAUCGGUCCUGCUAAGAGUGCUAAGUGAAACGCAUCGCGCUACAUUCUGAACAUCCACGCGGGGGCAUUCGUGUGCAGUGGCCCUCAGAGAGAGAAAGAGGAAGAAAGAAACAGGGUAAAAGUGCACCGAAACGAACCCCGGCCGAAGUAAAAGCCGGAAGGGCGCGCUCCGUGUGCGACCAGUGCCUAGCGAACGUGAAAACAAUUGUGUCAACACCCGGCGGCUUCAAAUUGAGAUGCAAAUGAGCUUUGCUGGGGCUUUAACCGGCUCGCGAUUGCGGAACUGAUUUACCGAAUUGCAUAAUUUCCACAGAAAACGUACAACCCUUCUCAGUGAGUGUGUGAUGUGAAUAAAUAUUAUAAAUCAAUUAUAAAUCAACAAAAUAAAAACAGAAGAAAAGAACAUCGUGUCAGUGUCCGGCGGAUUGAUUUAAUUAUAUAGAGUGAUUCAUAAGACCCUGUGCAUCAUAAGAGCACCAAUACCAAGAGUUGCUCGUAGCGGUCAACAGUUUCGUGCAUCGCAGCUCCUCCUUUCAUUCAGAAUUCGCCGACCGGGAAGUAACAAACCCGCUGCAAGGAUGACUGUCGAAUGUAUUGAGGAUUUGUAUCCCACCUAAGCUCACCCCCUGUCCAGCUGGUGCGUACUACCAGCACAGGGUAAACCCACUAACUGUGCGCAAAGUGUGGAGCGACUGUGACCGUGUGAAGACGAAUACGAUUACAAAGUGAAGAGAAAAAUAAAACAAAACCAAAUUAGUGCGAAACGAUUUGCUGUGGGCAAAAAAAGGGCCUACAGCCCUUGACCGAACCUUUCGGUUUGCGGCACGUGCGGUUGUACCGCUCCGAAAUUGUAGUGCGUAAAGCAACGCCAACAGAAAACCUAACCUACCUCACCAGUGUUGCACACAUCAUCAACCUCCCGCCCACUCCCGAACAGACGCUAUUUGCUGGCAAAUGGAUGACGGAGAAUUUUUGGACCUGUUCAGUCAAUCCUGGAAUGGCAAAUACCACGCGGCGGCCAACCGUGCAGGCGACGAACCGGCCGGCAUCGGAGCGGCGGCGGGUGGCGGGACAGGUGCCGCCGCCGGCUACACCAACUCGGCGGCGGUGGCAGCGGCCGCCACCGCUGCCGCUACAGCCGCCGCCAUGGCCGUCGCGCCCAAGCUCACCACGCGGCUUAUGCAGCCCCAGCCCGGCUCGACGGCGGGCGGAUCGCAGGGGCUGUACGCGAGCACCAAACACUUACUUGCGCACCUGCCCCCGAACCACAAGCAGCAGCCGAGCGCUGCGAGCGCCACGAGCGCGGCGGCAUCGACGGCCAGUGCUAGCCGUCACGCGGCACCGUCACCCUUCAGUGUACCCCCGGCCGGUGCCCAAACGACUGAUUUACGUGAUACAAACCUAGGGCCUUUAAGAAAUACCACUAGCAGUAGUACCAGCAGCAACACAACCAACACCAGCACCAGUGCGGCAAACAACAGCAGCAGCGGUGGCAGCAGUGGCAACAGUAGCAAUACCAGCAACAGUCACGCCAACGGUGCGCAGCAUCUGUUGGGCGGCGGCAGUAGCUUUGCGCGUGAGACGCGCGAAUUUCCCAAGCUGAGCCAUCGGUUGCUGCAGCCGCUAAACCACACGCUCGACCAGGGCCCGGCCCAGGGUGGGUCCGGUGGUUCCGGCCACGCGGCGAUGGUACGCCAGGAGGAACAGGACUACAACGCAUUCUGCUCAACGCUGUCGGCGGUCGCGUCGAUGGCGGCAGCCUCGCUGGCGAUGGAGGAUGAAGACCUGGCGGACAGUACGACGCCACCGCCGCAACCGUUCACCUCGGGGGGUUUGCUAGCGGCCGGGCUGGCAGGCAAUGGUACCGGCGGUGGCAGCGCCGGUGACGCGAACGGUGGCAGUGUGGAAGGUGAUCUCGGCCCGAACGGGGAACUGUUGGGGUUGAACGGUCAUCAGCAUGAGAAAAAGACUCCCAAUUCAAUUAGAGCUCAAAUCGAGAUCAUACCGUGCAAGGUGUGCGGCGACAAGUCGUCCGGGGUGCAUUACGGUGUGAUCACCUGCGAGGGCUGCAAGGGCUUCUUCCGAAGGUCGCAGAGCUCCGUCGUCAACUAUCAGUGCCCGCGUAACAAGCAGUGCGUGGUGGAUCGGGUCAACCGAAAUCGAUGCCAGUACUGUCGACUGCAAAAGUGCCUAAAGCUGGGAAUGAGUCGUGACGCUGUCAAAUUCGGACGCAUGUCCAAGAAGCAACGGGAGAAGGUCGAGGACGAGGUACGGUUUCACCGGGCUCAGAUGCGCGCACAAAAUGACGCCGCCCCGGACAGCUCCGUGUUCGACACGCAGACACCUUCCAGCAGCGAUCAGUUGCAUCACGGUUACAAUGGAAACUCUUCCCACAGCUACACAUAUUCGAACGAGGUCGGCUACAGCAGCCCGUACGGCUACUCGACCUCGGUGACGCCGCAGCAAACGAUGGGCUACGACAUCUCGGCCGACUACGUGGAUAGUACAACAACUUAUGAACCAAGAAGUACGAUGAUAGACUCAGAUUUCAUAAGUGGACACAACAAGGAUGGCUCGCCGGAACAGAACCGAGCGAUCACGCUCAACGAUAUCCGGUUGGCGCGCGUACAGCAAACGACCGCCACCACGACGACCGGUGUCGGGCAGGGCGGUAGUGAUGUGAUCGCCGACGGUGUCAAUGAUGGUGGUGGUGGUGGUCCCCGAGGUUUAACACCCCAGCAGCAGCAGCAGCAGCAGCAAGCGCAUCAACCGGCACAAACGGCCACGCAUACGCUCCCACCACAGCAACAGCCACAGCCGGCUCUGGCACUGGCAAAUCAUCAAACCACCGGCAACGGCAACACCACUACCAGCAAUAGUACAAUUAUCACCAUCAAGCAGGAGCAGCUUACCAACGUCGAUAGCCUUGUUGGUAGCUUUGUCGAUUCAACAACCUUCUUGCCAUCGCCACCGGCCAGCCAACAGCAGCAGCAACAUCCACACCAUCAGCACCAACAGCUGGGCAGUGCGGCACAGAUGGUGACGUCCAAUGGGGUCGGCGGUCUGGCCGGUGUACCGACGGCGACGGCCGUGGUGGCAGUGGCCGCAACCACCGUCCCAACGCCCGUCACUGGAUCAGAUGUCACUGGUAGUAGCAUUAGACGGAACGACUGCUGCCAGACUGCGGUCGCACCGGGUGGUACCGGGUCGGAUGGUAUUGCGCACUCCGCACAGGCUCACCAUCACCAUCACCAGAACACGCCGGUCUCGUUCGGCGAGGAUGAUAGCUCCUGCGAUUCGCACACACGAUGGGGUAAUGGGCCACUAACCUUACUUACCGAAGGUGAUAUCAACGACGUGCUGAUAAAGACCCUUGCAGAAGCGCACGCAAACACCAACCACAAGCUAGAGAUAGUGCACGAAAUGUUCAGAAAACCACAGGAUGUUUCCCGCUUACUCUACUACAAGAACAUGACCCAGGAGGAGCUAUGGUUGGACUGUGCGGAGAAGCUAACGGCCAUGAUCCAGCAGAUCAUUGAGUUCGCCAAGCUGAUACCGGGCUUUAUGCGGUUAAGUCAAGACGAUCAGAUUUUACUCCUCAAAACGGGCUCGUUCGAGCUGGCAAUCGUGCGCAUGUCUCGACUGAUGGAUCUCUCAACCAACUCCGUGCUGUACGGUGACAUUAUGCUGCCGCAGGAAGCCUUCUACACGUCCGACUCGUUCGAGAUGAAGCUGGUCGCGUGCAUAUUCGAGACGGCGAAAAGUAUUACGGAGCUGAAACUGACCGAAACGGAGCUGGCGCUCUAUCAAAGUCUGGUGCUACUGUGGCCUGAACGAAAUGGCGUACGAGGAAACACGGAAAUCCAGCGGCUGUUUAAUAUGAGCAUGUCCGCGAUCCGGCAGGAGAUUGAAGCGAACCAUGCACCGCUCAAAGGCGACGUGACGGUGCUCGAUACGUUGCUCAACAAAAUCCCCACCUUCCGUGAGCUCUCGAUCAUGCACAUGGAGGCGUUACAGAAGUUCAAACAGGAUCACCCGCAGUACGUUUUCCCGGCACUCUACAAGGAACUGUUCUCGAUCGACUCGCAGCAGGACCUGAUGACAUAACAGGAUGAUCAUGGCUACCAUCAGCCGGCACAGCAACAGCAGCAGCAGCAGCAGCAGCAACACCAUCACC
Messenger RNA from Anopheles coluzzii, 5075 nucleotides. It is a transcript of the gene Hr3, whose product is annotated as probable nuclear hormone receptor HR3. NCBI's taxonomy places the organism in Eukaryota, Metazoa, Arthropoda, Insecta, Diptera, Culicidae. Gene Ontology annotation, cellular component: nucleus. Gene Ontology annotation, biological process: regulation of transcription by RNA polymerase II. Gene Ontology annotation, molecular function: zinc ion binding; nuclear receptor activity; RNA polymerase II cis-regulatory region sequence-specific DNA binding. The record is from RefSeq and is a predicted model, not a curated record. The coding region runs from base 1853 to 5005 and encodes 1050 amino acids. The transcript is spliced from 12 exons.